UGUAGGAUGAAUGAUCCAGACUGUUCCGGCCGAAGAAGGAAAGGAACAGAUCGCAACGCCCACGCGCAUUCUUGGGAGAGGGAGGUGAGGUCCACCGGCGUGGGGUCCGGCCUGUUGCACUCCCUGCAGACGUGCCGUGGUUAGAACCGCACCUGAUACAUAACAGCUGCUCAACACACCUGAGCUCAACCCCGGCAAUAGAUGCACGAACCUCCUUCUCUACCCACCGCGCCUGCGCAGGAGCCACGCGUGCGACCAUUCCGCGCGCUCUGCGCCUGCACAACGUCUGCCUGCAUAACGUCGGCCUGCAUAGCGCCUACGCGGCUUCCGGGCCGCUUCGCUGCGCUAGGUUUGAGCUCUGUGAGCCCCGGUAGUACGGCGGCGGCGCCGUCCCGGCCUCCUCCUCGGCGUUCCCACGCCCACUCGGCGGGCUCUCGGCCUCCACGUCAGGGCCGCGCCGCGGAGAUGGCGGCUCAGAAGAUAAACGAGGGGCUGGAACACCUGGCCAAAGCAGAGAAAUACCUGAAAACUGGUUUUUUGAAAUGGAAGCCGGAUUAUGACAGCGCCGCUUCUGAGUAUGGAAAAGCAGCUGUUGCUUUUAAGAAUGCCAAACAGUUUGAGCAAGCAAAAGACGCCUGCCUGAAGGAAGCUGUGGCCCAUGAGAACAACAGGGCGUAUCUUUUCAACCUUUGGAAAUGCCUUUUUCACGCUGCCAAAGCAUACGAGCAAGCCGGCAUGAUGCUGAAGGAGAUGCAGAAACUCCCAGAGGCUGUUCACCUGAUCGAGAAGGCCAGCAUGAUGUACCUGGAGAACGGCACCCCAGACACGGCCGCCAUGGCCCUGGAGCGGGCCGGGAAGCUGAUAGAGAAUGUAGAUCCAGAAAAGGCUGUGCAGUUAUAUCAGCAGACAGCCAAUGUGUUUGAAAAUGAAGAGCGCCUGCGGCAGGCUGUCGAACUCCUGGGGAAAGCCUCCCGGCUGCUGGUGCGCGGGCGCAGGUUUGAUGAGGCGGCACUCUCUAUUCAGAAAGAGAAAAACAUUUAUAAGGAAAUUGAGAAUUAUCCAACUUGUUAUAAGAAAACAAUCGCCCAGGUCUUGGUGCACCUGCACAGAAACGACUACGUGGCGGCUGAGCGCUGUGUCCGCGAGAGCUACAGACCUGUGCGCAGGGGUGGGUGUGUGGGGCCCACACCCAUGUGUAUGUCCGGGCAGCAUCCCCGGCUUCAAUGGCAGCGAGGACUGCGCUGCCCUGGAGCAGCUCCUGGAGGGCUACGACCAGCAAGACCAGGACCAGGUGGCCGAGGUGUGCAACUCGCCGCUGUUCAAGUACAUGGACAAUGAUUAUGCAAAGCUGGGCCUGAGCCUGGUGGUCCCAGGAGGUGGCGUCAAGAAGAAGGCAGCAGCUCCCCCACAGGCCAAGCCUGAAGGCACCGCUGCCCCCGCCGCCGAGGAUGAGGAGGACGAGUACGCAGGGGGGCUGUGCUAGGCUCGGCCCUGCCGGCAUGACUGACCCCCAGACUCCGCGGAGGGCGGCCGGACUCAUGGUGUCCUGGCUCUGAUGCUGUAAGACAAGUCUAGUUCCUGGUUCCCGGACCACUGCUCUGCCCGGUGCCUGGAAGCAUUUCCUUUCUUUCCCUGACAAGAGCUCUUCUCAGACACCAGCAGGAAUUAACAGAGAAACAUCCCAUCACGUCAUACGAUAGCUGAUUUUAAAAUUGGCAAACCCAUUUCUCGAUAGACUUGUUCUAAACAAAAGGGAUAACGCGCAUGGGCAGUCUUUUCUCUUGGGCUCGUGUCAUUUGUUAGAAAAGUUGUUUGCAUUUUAUUUCUAAUUGCUGCUAAAAGUGAAGUUUACUGGUUAAACAAAGUAAUAUUGUAAACAUUUGUUUUCAUAAGGAGAUUUAUGCCCCGUAAUAAUUAGAGAUAUUUAAGUUAUUAAACCUUCAGAUGGAGUGUGGGCCAGGAGGCUGUUCUGAGCCUUACGACGUUACUUCUCCCAGAACAAAACGCACCUGGAGUGUCGUAUGGGUGCCUGAACAUUUUGACGGUGGCGUGUCCCAGGGGCCCUGUGCACAUCUGCAGCUCUCCCUGGACCGUGGGCAUUCCCUCCUAGAGCUCAGCGACAGGUCUCCUCACCCGCCAGCCUGUUGGCUGGCCUUAGUCCCGCAGACCUGUCCUCCCCCUGAGGGCCUCAGCUCAACGUGGAGGCGCUCUCCGUAAAUCUCCCGCGUGUGGCUGAGAGAGCAGGACUGGCUUCACAGGCGGGGUGCUGGUGUGCGGUUCCUUCCUGGCCUCUCCUGAUGGGUUGUCUUCAAGGUGUUCUCUGCCUGAGCUCAGCCUUCUCUCCUGGUGGGAAAAAGCCCAGACCCUGCAGUGCAGCUGAUGCCAUCCACCUGGCCUCCUGGGCUCAGGUCUGCUGGCUUCCCGGGGACACGGAGGCAGUGUCACGGGAGGACAAGGUCACCCUGAGCUCUGGGAGAGUCCAGGGAGUGUCCUUGCAGGGCGGGUGGGCAGUAGAUGAACUCUUUCUGGAAGGUCCGGGUCAGAACACUAACGAACAUCCUCCUCAAGUGCUCCCCCACCCCUCAACCUGGCACCCACGUGGUCUGUGGGCAGUGGCUCCUUCCAGCCCUUGUUUGGGGACACUGGUCUCAGUAGCAUUUGUGCUCGGUGACGUGUUAAUAGUGCACACUUGUCCUUGCUGCUGUGCCCUCCACAUCCAGCCACCCUCCAGGAGUCACCUUAAUGUGCAUUUGAGCUCGUUCACAGCCAUCUCAGCAGAUUUGGCCGCACCUAGAAGAUGCUCUCAACUGCAUUGUGUAGACUGUUAUCCAGUGCAGCCUUGGAAGAAAGGCUUCACUUCUCUUUUCCUUCAUAUUAAUAGAACAAAAAUGCGUACUGAGCCGGGGGGUCCUGCAGGGCUUGGGGGCUUGGGGAGUGGGCCUCCCAGUGCAGGGGGCUGGAACCCGGGCAUCCCUGACUACCACCACCCCACCCCCACAAGUUGCAGGGCAGGUGGCUGUUCCCGACGUCAGGGUUUCCUGCCUGGGGUCUGGCGAGAAGUGUCUCCUCUUCCUGCUCACAGCUGUUCUCCUUGGGGGUGCUCAAGAGCAGGGAGUGGUGGUCACAGCAGGGAAAGGUGUCUGAGCUCAUGUGGUCCCUUUCCCGGAGAGGGUCCACGUGCGCGUUCUCAGAGCCCAGCAGUCCCUGUGCUGUCCUGUGUGAGUGAACCAGUCUGCAGAGUCUAAUAUAUUGAACUUAACUGUACAUAUGCAGAGUGUGGUAUUUGUGUAUGAAACUGUGCUUUAUUCCUAUUUUCCAGCUUUGAUGAAUAAUAUUAAAUGUUAUGGAAAUGCUGAUUAUUGCUUCUAUGGGAAGAUAAUUACAAAAAUAAAAUGUGAAACCAUG
Capra hircus (goat) is the source of this 3405-nucleotide messenger RNA. It is a transcript of the gene NAPG, whose product is annotated as NSF attachment protein gamma. Gene Ontology annotation, cellular component: SNARE complex; vacuolar membrane. Bases 202 to 1338 code for a protein of 378 amino acids. Lineage: Eukaryota; Metazoa; Chordata; Mammalia; Artiodactyla; Bovidae. Gene Ontology annotation, molecular function: syntaxin binding; soluble NSF attachment protein activity. The transcript has 12 exons. Gene Ontology annotation, biological process: intracellular protein transport. The record is from RefSeq and is a predicted model, not a curated record.